UUCCCAAUUUGCCUACUGUUAUAGGCGUCGCUAGGAUACGGAAUUCUGCUGCAACACCGCGUUGAGUUUGUUUAGAUAUUAAGAGCAGACGUGGUUGAAUCAAGAGAGUAAAUAAUGCAUAAAACAACGUCAUAAAAUAAGAGAUUAAUGAUCUGGGGACAUCCAUCUCAGCUUUGUGCAUUAGGAAUGGCUGCAGCUAACCUUUAUAAACUGGAUGAUGGAGCAAGCUUCCCAACUAAUUGCUUCCCUGCCAGGACAUUAUUUCGACAACAAGAAGAAGGUGCUGGCCAUUGGCUUGUUGCACAUAGAACCUCUGAGGACCAAAAAUACAGAGCUGGGAAAACUGGCAACCACUCAAACACAAAAGUAAGACCACAAGAUCAGUUACAGGGCUUCCAGUCCAGCCUGCCUCUGACAACCACUAAAGCAGACUUGAAGGAGAACAUAUUGGAUGGAUUCUUCUUGAUGAAACUUCAUUAUGUGGAGGAUGCAUCUGACCUGUGCUCUGUUGAUAUUAGCCACAGGAAGCUAGAGUUGGCUAAAGAAGAAGAUUUUGAAAUGUUUGACAAUGUUGCCUAUAUUAAUGCUGCAGGAAACCUUUUGACUUUUGAGCCUUUCAGAAAAUUUCCAAUCUUAAGAGAACUCGAACUGUCAGUCAAUGGCCUCCGCAAUUUGAAAAUCAGUGUUGGAGAUUUUCCACAUUUGGAGGUGUUGGACCUUUCCUACAAUAACUUGACCUCAGAUGACGUUUUGUCCCUGGGUCUGUGUCCAUGUCUCCGAGUGCUUUACCUGACUGGGAACGGGCUGCACUCUCUUCCUCCUGAUGUGACCUCCUCAGAGCUGAAUGCUGACCUAUUUCCACGGUUUCGGUCUCUUAGCAUCUUGAUGCUAGAUGACAACAAGCUGUCUCACCCAGGAGUAUUUGCAAGCCUUGCGAACUUGAAAAGUUUGAAGUACUUAAACCUGGAUAAAAACGGCAUCACUGAGGUCCCUUACGUGCAGAAGAUGGAUCAAUACAAUUACGUUUGCAGUCCUGUCUUGGAAAAACAGGGCGGAUUUGAGAGGCUGCAGCCCAGACAAGAAGUGAAACACGGGAAAGGUCUGAUCACAGACCUAAAGAGAAUGGACAAACCUUUAACAGUCGCAGAUGGAAAUAUUGGCAUAGCGGAUACUGAUUUUUCUCCACAGUUUUCAUUACCUCAAAAUGAUAUGGGCAAUAUUCAGGGGGUCCCAUACAUGGAUGGAGAUUUUAAAUUACCCCUUGGCCUGGGAACUGAAUCUGUGAAGGCAUUCCAACCCCCUCUGCCAGAACUAAGAUGCCUCAGCCUGGCCAACAAUAAGAUAACAGAGGAAGAGGCGCUAGUAGCUGUUGCUCUCUUUCCAUCCCUGAAUGAACUUGUGAUCCAUGGAAACCCUCUCACCACCCAGAAGAGUGGUGACCCUCCAUUACUGACCAGCUUACUGCAGCACAAACUGGGCAUACAGAUACAGAGGAAAAGGGCAGACAGAAUGGAGAAGCCACACAUUGUGUUGCCUGUUAACCCUAAACGAAAGGUUAAAACCAAGAUCCCAAAGGUCCCUAAACAGCCCCUAUUUUUACAAGCCUCUCCUGACUCUCUCUUAUUCAAGCUUGGAUAUCUCAAUACAAAACAGGAAGCAACAGAAUCUCAGAAGGGUCAAAAUGUAUCAGAAUAUAAACCAAUUCCAGGUCCUCCACAAGAGAAGGGCGAGGAAACUCAUGAACCAGAACAGGACUUGGAAAAUUAUCGGGAUAGAAUGCCAGGAGAAGAGCAAGAGAAAGGCAAACUGACAACUGAUGACCAGCAUGUAGAGGCAUUCUUUAUGACUCAGGUAAAUGAUCAUCCCAAAUCAGACAACGAGGAGGUACUCGAGAGCAAAAAUCUAAAUUUGAAGCAAGUUUCUGUGCCAGACAAAUAUAAAGGGUUUGAAGAACUUCUGGAUGCAAGGCCAGAUCCUGAGUUUAUUGAGCCUGUUGGAAUUCAGCAGAACGUCAGAGCACUGGAACAUGCGUUAAAGAACCUCCUUGUUUACCGAGACUCUAAAGCUAGGUUGGAUUGUCUUCAGAAACCCUACAUGCCAAAGGAGAAAAAGCUGGGAAGAACAAUAACUCCACCCCCUCAGAAAAGCAAAGCAGAGAAAGUAGAAGAACUGCUAACCAAAGUCAAGGACAGGAAAACAACAAGCGAAGUUCCGUUAGCAACCAUUCUACAGGACAAAGGGUCCCAAAAGAAGGAAUACGAUGAGGCUCUGGGUUUACUGAAGGAGCUGCAGAUAAAAUAUGUAAAACUUCACACUGUUGCUGUAGAAACUGCUGCUCAGAUUGAGAAUCAGAAUCAGGAGGCUCUUCAUGAAAUCAACAAAAAUAAGACUGAAACAAACCAAAACUCAUCAGGCUGUUUCCAGCAUUGAAAUGUGCAAGCCUACUUGGAGCACUGUACAGGAUUAGAGGAAAAAAAUAAAUAAAAAUAAAUAAAUAUUGCAAUCGAACUGAUAGCAUGUUGAUUCUAUUACCCCCCCCCCCCCAAAAAAAAGUCAUCAUUAAAAGGACGUUCCACUUUCUUGUGUAUUUUCUUAUGUUUAAAACAGGACUGGUCUAUGAAAACAUGAACCUUUCCUACAGUAGUUUUCCUUAUUUGAAUUCUCAUAACAUUAUCAAUAAAUGGAAAAAAAAACCCACUACAUUAAUGGAUGUUUUUGUUUAAGACAUUCAAAUUAUUCACUUCCUCUCAGAUAAUUUGUUGUACACUUUCUUCUUAGGGCACCCAAGGUUAGUUUUCUUUUCCUGAAAUGGGGUCCACCAUUACUUCACAAUAGGUCUUUGCAAUGUAAUAUGUACCGUUUGUGAAAGUAAAACAAACCCCAAUUUGACUAAGUAAAGAACUUAAUUUAAUUACUAGUUACAUAAUCGUACUGUCUCUGUGUUACAUGCCUAUUUAACAGCACAGUAAAACUAAUAUGCAAUGCUCAAAUGCAAUGACAUUACAAGCUAGUAUGUGGUCACGGAAUUACAGAAUUAUUAUUUAGUGCCAUUUCCAAAACAACACAUUUCAUGAGGACUUACAUAUAUUCGUCAUGUUAAACACUGACCUGGUUAAACUUCAGGAAGUUUCCAUACAAUAUCAUUGCCAAUCCAGUCAGCACAGGACAUACUGCAUUCCAAUUCCUAAUUGAAUCAAAACUUGCUACAUUUAUUUAUACAGUAGUGCUUUUUUGGUUUUCCUGCUGUCAGUGGCUAAAGCUUUAACAAAAAGUUUAUUUUCCAUAUACAGUAAACGACCUCUACUGGCACUAAUUAUUUCAUCUACAGUUUUCCUUCUCUCAUAUAUAUAAUUAUAUAUAUACAUACACACAUACACACACACACACACAAUUUGAGACUACAGCCCUCAAUAACUUAAAUAUACAUUUAGGAAUUAUACUUCAAUAAGACCUCACUGUUUUCCAAAGGUUUGAAGAAAGAAAACAUGUGGGAAUGGCUAUUAGAUCGACUAACUGCACCUCAAUUCAACAUUCUAGAGAUUAACAAAGUCCAUUAUUGGUUCACAAUUCCAAAACACAUUGGAAACAGAAAAAACACAAUCUGGGGAUAGCCCUUUGGAACACUGUUUUAAUCAUCUUUGUAACUUGAUAACUGCAGGAAAGCAAAAACAGUACAAUAACUUUGUAUACACCAUUAUUUGUUAAGCAGUAUACAUACCAAGCAUGUCUGUUCAAUUUAAUACUGAAGACAGUUAGCCACUGCCUGUGUCUUCCACUGAAGCUGAAAAGGCUUUUAAGAGCUCCCGAGCAGUUUAUUGGACCAGUGGGGCUACUUCCCAGUCUAUGAAUAUUUUUUUGCAGGUGCAAAUGAGGAUGCAAGGUUGAAAAGGGUAAACAGGAGACAUACAAAUGCCACAGCAAUUUAAAACAUUAACCUUCUGUUUGUUUUAUACCAAUAUACUGUUAACAUAAUGCUCCAAAAGGGACCUUACAAAUGUCACGAUAUGCUUAGAAGGUAUUCCGUUAAGUAAUUUUUGUAAUUUUUAAUAAUGCUCCUUGUCAUUUAUUUUAAGUGCUGGUUAUGCAAACCUAUUGCAAACGGGACAUUUCAAGUGACUUCCAUAAAACAUCCAAACCCAAUUUACCCCACAGUAACACAGUGCAAGCUGCGUCUUCAAUUAUUACCCCGCUGGCUGGGUUCCGUCUCAAAUUAGCUCUCAUCUUACUCAAUGCUACCUUAGUUAAGGUAGUCUAAGAUUCGUGCCAAUCGGAGUCUAAAAAAAUAAGCAAACACCCCACAAGCCCAAUCUCGGUUUAACAGCGCACUUUCUUACCCAGUAUAGAUUUUACUGCUCCCAAUUCCAUUUUGGAAUAGCAGCAAUUGCCACUACGUGUCUAUAGUCCAUGGAAAAUGAAACAAUAACAUGCUUCUCUUUAAAAAUCGGAACAUCUUAUAUUAAUAAUACAUUUCUAACAAACCUAACAAAGGCUGUCUUUUGUAAAGAACAGGAAAAAAAAUAUUAUAAAAUAGAUUAUACUCUGCAUUGGGAUUAUUAGCCUACUGCAAAAAGAAUGGCAGGUGUGCAUUUGGUUCUUUUCACAAGACAAAACUAAUAAUUUUUCUUCCUGCAGUGAUUAAACAGAACAGCAUUUCCACAACUUAAAAUGGAAACCGGACUAUGAAAACAGCAUAUCCCUUUGAAUAUAAUGACUACAUAUACCACAGAAAGCAAAUCUCUUGUUUUAUCCAAGUCAGUUAAUUCUUUAGGGUCCGCCCAAUGUUAAAUAUCCCGCCGGCAACCUGGCCCUUUAACUCUUCUUACUCAGGCACUGUGCGAGACAGUUGGAAAGAGGAGAAUCGCAGCUUUAAAACAAGGUCCUAUUAGUGUAUUUCCGGUAAAUGACCAUAUCAGGAGAUAGUCUUGAAUGGUUUUUCCAAUGCUACUGCUGCACUGUAAGACAGACCUAUCUCGAUGCAGUAAACAAACAUUUUCAAAUAAAAUCUUUACAAAAUAAGAAAUUGACCUAUUUUCUGAUAAACUUUAUAUAUGUUUUUUGUGUUUGUGGAUCAGAUGCACGAGACAAGCAGAGUUAGGUUGCCAUGGUCACCACCUUGCUGGUGACCAUGGCCUUUGCCUAGGACUAAAUUAUUUUUUAUUUGUUUUUCUUUUGCACAUUUUGAAUUAAUCCGUUUUUUUGGGGGGUUGCUUUUGGUCCC
Messenger RNA from Polyodon spathula (Mississippi paddlefish), 5218 nucleotides. RefSeq names its product X-ray radiation resistance associated 1 (gene xrra1). The record is from RefSeq and is a predicted model, not a curated record. Gene Ontology annotation, cellular component: nucleus. Lineage: Eukaryota; Metazoa; Chordata; Actinopteri; Acipenseriformes; Polyodontidae. Gene Ontology annotation, molecular function: protein binding. Bases 148 to 2430 code for a protein of 760 amino acids. The transcript has 18 exons.